Messenger RNA from Procambarus clarkii (red swamp crayfish), 1763 nucleotides. Its product is annotated as RIO kinase 2. Gene Ontology annotation, cellular component: cytosol; nucleus; preribosome, small subunit precursor. The record is from RefSeq and is a predicted model, not a curated record. Lineage: Eukaryota; Metazoa; Arthropoda; Malacostraca; Decapoda; Cambaridae. Gene Ontology annotation, molecular function: protein serine/threonine kinase activity; ATP binding. Gene Ontology annotation, biological process: protein phosphorylation; maturation of SSU-rRNA.
UCCUCACCUUCCUUUUGCAUCCCCCGAGCAUAUGGGUGGUGGUGGUGGUAUUUACUACCUGCUGUGUGUUGGUUGAUUUUACCGACUUCAUUGAUUCAGUAGGUUGUGAGUGUGUGAGGGAGAGGAUCCACGUGAGGCCUGCAAGAUGGGGAAGUUACGAGUGACAAUGUUACGGUAUCUGACCAGGGAGGACUUCAGGGUGCUGACCGCGAUUGAAAUGGGGAUGAAAAACCACGAACUUGUACCUGGUUUCCUUGUAGCUCAGAUCGCCAAUGUUCGAUCGGGUGGCGUUCAUAAAAUGCUGCAAGAACUGUGUAAACAUCGACUGUGUACAUAUGAGCGCGGAAAACACUAUGAUGGAUACAGGCUGACCAACAUGGGAUACGAUUAUCUGGCUUUGAAAGUUCUGUCUUCACGUGAUAUUCUUGGGGGUGUUGGAAGUCAAAUUGGUGUGGGGAAAGAAUCUGAUAUUUAUGUGGUAACUGACACACUAGGAAACCCAUUAUGUAUGAAACUUCAUAGACUUGGUCGAACAUCUUUUAGGAAGUUAAGGGAGAAGCGAGAUUACCAUAAUAAAAGGCAUCAGAUGUCCUGGUUGUAUCUGUCCAGAUUGUCUGCAACCAAGGAAUUUGCUUACAUGAAGGCUCUUCAUGCCAGAGGCUUUCCUGUACCUCGUCCAGUGGACUGUUCCAGACACUGUCUCAUUAUGGAACUUGUUGAUGGUCAUCCUUUGUGCAACAUUCAUGAUGUCAAAGAUGUUCCCCAGCUGUACAGUGACCUCAUGGAUCUGAUUGUUAAAUUUGCUAACCAUGGUGUCAUACAUAGUGAUUUCAAUGAAUUUAACUUGAUGCUGGAUGAUUCUGAUAAGCCUGUGGUUAUUGACUUCCCCCAAAUGGUUUCAACAACUCACGAAAAUGCCAAGAUGUAUUUUGACAGAGAUGUUAGAUGUGUGCAGGAAUUUUUCAAGCGGAGGUUUGGAUACGAGAGUGAACUUUGUCCAAAUUUUGAGGAAGAUAUUCAGAGGGAAUACAAUCUCGACAAAGAAAUUGCUGCUAGUGGAUAUUUGAGAGAAGUUCAAGAAUUCAAUCAGGAGUUGCAAGUAGGGCAGGAUAUGCAAGAAGCUGAGCAGAGCGAAGGUUCAGAAAGUGAGGAAGAGGAUGAUUUCAAUCAAGAGGACACUAAACAAAAUCAAGAGGAAAUUACAGAGCUUAAACUUUUAACCGAAACUUUGUGCAAGGAUCUGAAAGACGAAACCAGCAUUGGGGACCUUUGUGAAAAGUUAGAAGAUCAGUCUUUAGAGGUAGUUUUAGAAGAGGAACAUGAAGAAAAGAAUGAUGAAGAAAAAAGAAAAACUGCUAAAAAAUGUUCAAAAAGUAAGGGUAAGCAUUUGGAUCAUGAAGCCAGAACGGCUCUCAUAAGGCAACUCGCAAAGGCACGCGAGCUAAGGCAGCAAGCUGAAGAAAAUGGAGAAGACCCACCAAUAUUGGAGGACCUCAUUGAUGAUUCUUUUAGUGACAUAUGUAGUAUUAAAAGUUUUUCUACAACUACAAGCUCCAUAGCACCUAGAGAAGUCAAGCAUCGUACACACAAAGAUCUUCAAAGGAGAGAGAAGAAACAAAUAUCCAAGAAGAGCUUGAGGGUAAAAGGAGAAGCCAAUGCAUUUAAGAGAAAUAAACAUGAAAAUGAAGCAGUUAUUAAAGAAUCAACUGGUUGGGAUGAUUACUGAGUUUUUAUGAAUAAUAAAACUAACUACUGUACUGUUA